This is a messenger RNA of Gryllus bimaculatus (two-spotted cricket), 300 nucleotides long. Lineage: Eukaryota; Metazoa; Arthropoda; Insecta; Orthoptera; Gryllidae. The record is from the annotation of a GenBank genome assembly.
AUGCAGGAGGCCAUGUGGACCAUGGAGCAGAAGAUGCAGGGCACCGAGGACACGGUGCGCGCCAUCGCCUCCAGCCUCAAGGCCGAGGGGCAGAUCGUGCAGAAGCUCGAGGAGAGAAUGGAGGUGGUAGAACGGCGGCUGGACUCGUGCACGGAGCGAGAAACGGCGUCGUACUGCACCUCGUCCGCGUCGGCCAGCGGCGGCGGGGGCGGCGGCGUGGGAGGCGGCGGCGGCGGUGUGGGCGGCGGCUCCGCGCCCGCGUCCGCCUCCAGCGCCACCUCCUCCUCGUCGUCGUCUUCG